UUUCGAGUAUAAAUAGAGAGCUUGGAUUAGUUCAAAAAUCAUUCCUUUAGUUGAAGUCUUUAACUUACUAGCAGUUUCAUCAUGAAGUUCCUCAUCGUAUUGAGCUUGGUCCUUGUUAGCGCACUCGCUUACGAGACAAGCAACAACAACAAUAACAACAACAACAACCCAUCAUACGACAACUCCAACGAAUGGGAUGCAUCACCACGCAAUGGUGGAAACUCUGUAAACGGAAGACGUACCCCAACUGACAUUAAUGGACUCACUGCUGAAAGUCUUGGAGAUAUGUUCCAAAGACAAAGCCAACAACGUGGUCACCAACGUGGUCAACAUGGUCCAGGAUCAAUGAACAACAACAACCAAAACGGCAACAACAAUGGCAACAAUGAUGAUGAAACUUCUUCCCUAGGAUACUGGGCUUCAUAUCCCGAUUCUGCUGCAUUCGAUGCCAAGAUCAAGGCUCGUCUUAGCACCUCAAGAGCUCUCAGUGACAAGCCUGAGGUUCGCAGAAAGAUUACCCAACUUGCUGAAGAGAAAUUCAACCAGUGCAAGGUUUUGACCGAUGACAGAGAAAGAGCUUGUCUUGGCCGCGUCACCGGACAAAUUAUGCAAUUGGUUUCUGCUGUCGAAAACAUGACACGCAACCCACAAUAAGUUCUUUUUGUAAUUUGUGCAAAUCAAUUAGGCUGUGUAUAAUAAAUUCACUGCAUUUAAAUAAAAA
Molecule: messenger RNA, 721 nt
Organism: Episyrphus balteatus (marmalade hoverfly)
Lineage: Eukaryota; Metazoa; Arthropoda; Insecta; Diptera; Syrphidae
Product: ras-related protein RabX-like
Exons: 2
Coding region: 82-654 (190 amino acids)
Source: RefSeq, a predicted model, not a curated record